ACCAUGUUCAAGUUGCUAGUGCUGUGUGCUUUCGUUGCCGGUGGGGCGAUGGCCAUCGGCGAUGUGGUCAAAACAUCAAAUCCCAACUCCCGCAUUACCGGUGGUGAGGAGACCGAUCCACGUGCUGUGCCAUUCAUCGUGGGGAUUUUAAUUUCCGGCUCAUCUUCCCAUUCGUUCUGUGCUGGUAUACUGAUUUCGCAGACGCAUGUCCUCACCACGGCCAGUUGUGUGUCGAGUCGUCCAACGCUGACCGUACUUCUGGGCGCGAGUGACAUGACACGCAUUCAACAGUUUAUCGGUGUGGCAAACAUACUCGUCCAUCCGAACUAUAGCUCGCUGCUGAAUCGGGAUGAUCUUGCAAUCCUCACCAUGGAUCGGCCUACCCCACUGAACGAAUACAUCCAGUUGGCUAAUCUGCCCCGUUGGUCGCAUAUGGGCAACACGUUCAACGGGUUCGGAACCACGAUCAGUGGCUGGGGAAAUACGGGAAAUCGAGACAACGAACCCAUCCCGAUACCGACCCUACACUCCAUCCGAACGCCGGUGAUUAGUAACACCGUGUGUGGAUUGUCUCACAACUUCAUCCGUGAUGAUCAUAUCUGCACGUCAGGAGAUGUUGGAGGUCCUUGCAAUGGUGAUGAUGGAGGCCCAGUUACGAUUACCGAAGCCGGGGAACCGAUCGUGAUCGGUAUGCACUCAUUCCACUACAGCGGACUGUUCGGGUGUGAUCGUGGCCGUUCCGCAGUGCAUGUGCGUCUUAGCAAUUAUCUCAGCUGGAUCGAAGCCAACUCGGACGCGGUAAUCAGACCGUAAACGGUA
Anopheles maculipalpis is the source of this 819-nucleotide messenger RNA. RefSeq names its product chymotrypsin-like elastase family member 1. Gene Ontology annotation, molecular function: serine-type endopeptidase activity. Gene Ontology annotation, biological process: proteolysis. The record is from RefSeq and is a predicted model, not a curated record. Bases 4 to 813 code for a protein of 269 amino acids. The transcript has 3 exons. NCBI's taxonomy places the organism in Eukaryota, Metazoa, Arthropoda, Insecta, Diptera, Culicidae.